AUCGUGCCAAUCACAUCCUCUCUGCAUUAAAAUCACGGAUAGUCGGAUACUCUGCCUUGUAUGAUUCGCAUGUCACAAUUUAGAGAUGUGUGUUCCUUGGACGUUGUUUGUCAACUUUUGCAAAGUCUCCCCUUUAGUGUCCCUUGCAGAAACAAGGAUUUAGCUGCCACGACGUGGUGGAGGAUUGCUGCGGCAGGACGGACCGUGCUGUAUUGUUCGUAGGUGUUGUAGUGGUGUCUGGGGCAGCAGCAUCAGCCGGGAAGGACAGCAGGACAGGAUUGGAGGCUCCAGUGCCGCUCCGGCUCGUUCUGUGCAUGUGCUUGCAGUGCAAGUGGUUCUGCAUUCGGAAUUCCCAUUCGAACAUGGCAGCUCGUGCUCUAGUUCGUUCCCUAAAGCCCACAGCGAAGGCAGUAUCGUUCGCCGCUGGCCCAGCACCAAAGGCCUCCGGAAAUCCAGACAAAGGGAACCAAGUCGAGCCAGUAACUAGCAAUAUUGCCAUGGUUACAGCUAGCGAAGCUUCUCCCAGCUCUCAACUUGCAACAGCCGUCCUACCCGGAGCUGCCGGUGAGAGCAGGGAUGUCGCCACUGGCGAUGGUGAUGCAUCCUCGACUAGCAGAGAUGCCUUACCGAGCCGGGGCGCUGUAAGCGACGACAAGACGACUGCCGGCGACAGCUCAAGUAGCAGUGAGAGCUCCAGCGGCGAGAAGAGCGACUCGAAUAGCAACAUCUGCAGUAGAAGUAGUGAUGCAGAUGGCAAAAAGAAGAGAGUUACCUCCAAGCGGACUGGUGGUGACAACGUCGCUGACGUCAAUAUUGACACCAGCAGUGCGGCCAUAAAGGCUCUGCUGGGCGAGACGAAGGCGAGUGAGGCAAGAAAACGGAAAGAUACCUCACAGCACAAGGCGCAGCAGGGCCAAGCCCCUCAGCCGGCAUCGGGCAGCGCAAAACCCAGGACGCAAGCUAGAGGGUCGCCUCCCAAAACAGCCGCGAGGGCGACCGAAUCUAUGAGUGAUAGCUUUGCCUCCAAGUUUGAGUGGAUGUCACCUAUGCUGGAGGAUCUCUACUAUCAUCUGAUUUUCGUGGCCGUGCAAUUCUUCUUGGCACUGUUUCUCAGCCGUCUCGUGAUUCCCGAAUUCAUCAAGGAUUACGUGGAUAUCACGAACCACAGCACCAUUUGCGUAGCGCUGGCCCUGGCUCUUGCUAUACAAACACAGAUCAUGCACAACACGCCCGCUAUGCUGUCGGUCUCCGUUGGCGUUCUCUACGUGGCCACGCGACCGCGGUUCGUGGCCUUCUCGAUCAUCUUCACUCUGCUGCAGCUGCUGACCAUUCCGUGUCGGAGACUAGUCGCCAAGCUAUGCGACAAGAAGAAACACUCCUAAGCAAAGGCCAGGAGGAUGGAGUAACACAGCCACCGAGUGUAUGCACAGCAUGGGAAAAGCAGUGCAUUUCAGCAUGAUAAUCUCCACCACAAAACCAGCUCUUGUCUCCAUCCAGAAUGCGCGUCCGGGCUGCUCGUUUUGAACCGUGUGCAUGGUAACGCAAUGCCAUCUCCUCACAUUAUUAUCUGAUAGACCAUCCGCUGGAGUUAGUCCCACAUCCAGGCUGUCCCUGCAUGAUUCACGUUCAUAUUUCUGUGCAUUGUGCGGAAUGUCCGCAGCUCAACACCAUCCUAACUGCAUGACAUUGCAUGAUAAGGUAGAAAACGGACCCCCAUCCACGUCUUUACGUCAUUCACGUCUUUACCAUUGUUGCAUCUUCACCUUGUACCUCACAAACAUUUUCUAGUAUUAGAUGAAUGGCUAAUGAUCACGUGACUGGAAAUGUUCGAUUCAUUGGUGUGUCGAGAUGGCACAAGGCUAUGUCUACUGAUACAUACUGCCAUUACUGGACUGAUCCACCAUCUGAUUUUACGCAUGCAUGAUAGUUGAUACAUGCUCCUACGUUCUCAUCCGCGGCCUCCCUUCUUCUGUACUCUCUUGCAUCUACUAUCACGUAUGUCUUUACUAUGUUCACAUUCCCAGCUCGAAAAUAAUAAAUCUGUAUGCUCACUACAAUAACAUCCGUCUUGAAACGGAGUAUCUGCGGUGUAGAUCUGUCCUUGUUCUUUUUCACGUGUUUAGUUGUGAUAAUCAUUACUAACAUUAGAGAGGUUAAGAUGCACGUUAUUUCCGACACGACGCGCAAUUUCACGUCAAAGUUGGCGUAAAACUCCAAAUUUUCACGUGAGCUGCAGGUACUAGGUCACUCGCGUUGUUUUUCGUUUCUCAGGCGAAUAACGCGAGCUGAACUUUCGCAUCACGUCAGAAAGAACGUGUAUCUUAAAA
Sycon ciliatum is the source of this 2327-nucleotide messenger RNA. RefSeq lists its product as uncharacterized. Bases 315 to 1382 code for a protein of 355 amino acids. NCBI's taxonomy places the organism in Eukaryota, Metazoa, Porifera, Calcarea, Leucosolenida, Sycettidae. The record is from RefSeq and is a predicted model, not a curated record. The transcript is spliced from 4 exons.